[Torrubiella] hemipterigena is the source of this 3222-nucleotide messenger RNA. Lineage: Eukaryota; Fungi; Ascomycota; Sordariomycetes; Hypocreales; Clavicipitaceae. The record is from the annotation of a GenBank genome assembly.
ACCUGCUGAAUCCCCCUCUCGGAGACCGAGGCCGUUGCAGACGUCACCUUGGCGGCCCACCCAUGACUCAGCGCUCGCUCGCACCAAAACUUGCACUUUUCCCACCAAACUUCCCCCUCGGACUUAUCCUCGGAAUUAUCACCAACGCUGCUCACGGCGGUUUUUUUUGGCCCUUAGCACCGAUAUUCUUUAUCAGAUCUGAUUGAUAACUUGACAAGCCAAGUGGUUUUUCCUGUCACUGCUUUUCCCCCGCUUCCCCCCGGCCACCACUUCAUGGUUGUUUCACUCUCCGACGCAGCGUCGUAACCCCGACCGAACCGACGGCCAAACCAAAUCACUAUUUAAAACCAUACCAUCAUCAUGAGCACUCGAAGUCGAAGCCCCGAGUCCGACGCUGGCUCAGGCGACCACCACGACAACGACGGCGACAACGCCCCAGCCCGCAAGCGCCAGCGAGUCCGCCUCAGCUGCCUCGAGUGCCGUCGCCGCAAACUCUCCUGCGACCGCGGCUUCCCCUGCGAGCGCUGCAUCAAGAGCGGCACGCCCGAACGCUGCAGCUACGAAUCACGCAGCGGCGAGGUCGUCAACGCGGCCGCUGGCGUCCCGCCGCAGUUUGCUCAGCUCGACUCCCGCCGCUUCGGCAUCGACGGCCUGCAUAGUCGCGACUCGGAGCUUGCUCGCCAGGACCAGGAUCGCAUCCGCCGUCUCGAGCUCGAGCUUGCGCAGCUCAAAACCCUCAUCACACGGCCCGGCGCCAUCUCGUUUGACGGAAGCACCGUGGCCGCCACUAGCUCACCGGCUACGCAAAAGGAAGAGAAUGCCGCCGAUGGAGACGUCAUUCGCCCCGAAGUCCAAGAAGUCAUUGCCGCGACCAAUGCAUCCGACGAAAAAGUCGAGCUCCGGUUCUUCCGCGGCAAGGGCUUCCGCACACGAUACUUUGGCCCGCAUAAUGCUAGCAUGGCCUUUGUUGAACUGACGGGUCUCUGCCCGUUCCUGCGAGAGACGGCCGACGAGUGGCUGCGACCCGUCAUUAUUCAUGAUAGAAAGGACCGUAAGCGGCGCCAGGAAGAGCGCGAGAUUCUCUUUGAUCAGCGCGACCCAGCCCUCGAGGCGCUAUUGCCGCCCAAAGAGGAGGCGGAUGCGCUUGUGGAGGUCUAUCUCAGCCAAUUUGAACAGAUUCACCGCAUUGUGCACAUCCCCACGUUUAGAAAGGAGUACGAAGACUACUGGAAGCCGUCGAGCACCAACCGCUAUGCAGCCUUUACAACACUCAUCCUGUCGAUGCUUGCCGUGGCCAGCUGCGUGCACACAUACGACAACAUGAAGUUUAUCGGCAUGAUGUCCAAUGCGCGACACUGGGCCGAGAAGUGGAUUCGCACUGUCGACGAGUGGCAGUCGAAGCAGAGCCAGAAGCACCGCCGGCUCAUCCACUACCAGAUUGCGUGCAUGCAGUACCUGGCCAAGCGUGUCAACACAUUCAAGAAGAAGCGCUUCUGGACCAACUCUGGCGCUCUCGUCCAGGACGGCAUUGCGGUUGGUCUGCACCGCGAGCCCAGCCACAUGGCCAACAAGAUCACCAUCUACAACCAAGAGAUGCGCCGCCGCAUCUGGACCACCAUUCAAGAGUUCGACAUGCAGGCGUCCUUUGACCACGGCCUGCCGUCGCUGCUCAGCCAGCUACACUACGACGUGAACCCGCCGCGCAACCUCGACGACGAGGACUUUGCCGAGACUACCACCACCGUCCCGGCAUCCAAGCCGCCCAAGGAGUACACAUUUUCGUCCUUCCAGAACCUCUCGCGCCAGAGUCUUCCACUACGUCUAGAGCUGAGCCGGCUGCUGACCGGCCCAACAUCCGAGAUUGACUACGACCAAGUAAUUCGCUACACCAACGACCUGACGCAGGAAAUCGACGCACUACCGUCGUGGGACACCAACGUCGACCCAACCACCAAGAAGAACCCCAUGGUGGCGUAUACACUUCUGCACGUACAACUGCGGCAGUACAUUAUCCCGCUGCACCAGCCGUACCUGAAACUCCGCAAGCAAAACUCCAAGUACCAGUACUCGGAGAUUAUCUACUACAACGCCGCACGCGACAUCGUGCUCCUCCACGACAAACUCUACGAACAGGGCAUCCGAUCCCUAAACUUCCUGCGCGAAGACGCCCUCACCACCGCCAUCAACCUAUGCAGCGUCACCAUGCUACAACCCCGCGGCUCAACCAACAUGAUCAUGAUCAACUCCCACCACACGCUCAAGCUGAUUGAAAAGUGCAUCGCCAUGAAAGAAGACCGGCUGCUGCGCUGCGGCAACAACGAGCCCUGGGGAUACUCCAUCAUGUGCGCCGCCCUCGGCCUGCUCGAGGCCCAUCUGGGCACCAAGGACGCCGAGACGGCCAAGUCGAGCUCCGCAGAGCGCUUUGUCAACCUCCACCACCGCAUGCUUGCCAACCAGCAAAACCAGCAAAACCAACAGCAACAGCAUGGCGCUAUUAGCCAUGUACCGCUGGCCGUCAUGCCCGCGGGCGUAUCGGGACCUAGUUUGCCCCUCGACGUGGCAGACCGCGUUGCCAAGGGAGGGCCGUCGACGGCGUUUGCGUUUGCCCCGGCCAUUCCGUCGGCACCAUUGGAUCCCGCGUCCGCCGCGUGGCUGAUGAGCAAUGACCAGACGCAGCCGUUUAAUCUCGAUCCGAGUCUCGAGUUGCUGGGUAUUAAUCUGAAUGAGCUGUGGGGUGAGAGCUGGGAGCUUGGUUGAAAGAGUAUGAGUUGACGAAAUCUGAAGACGCAGAUGUGAGCGAAGUUUAAGAAGAGGAGGGGAAUAUGGCAAAUCAUUCAUUCACAUGUGGCGGAGUUUUUAUAUGGCCUGUUUCUGUGCAACAAAAAGUUUUUGGUGUUUGUUAUCGGUGUUGGCAUCGCGUUUUUUUAUUCUAUUUCAUGACGGCAAAGGAGGAUGAGGAGGGGGUGGAAGAGGGACAAAUUGUAUUAUUAGAACGAUACCAACUAGUAGGGUAUUCCUUUGCAAGCAGAUGCUUGUUUGUUUUCAUGCUUGCUUGCACAUAGCAUUAUCAUGUCUUAUUAAGAUCAAACUAACAAUUACAUAAAAAAAAGAAAAAAAAAGACGCCAUUCUCAUUCUGGCAAAACUCGUGGUUCUACUACGACAAUAUAAACACAGUGGAGUGGAGGAGACAAUAACAGCGUGGUUUAAAUCCAUUCUCAUUU